CAAAGUUUUCUAUCGAAGAAAAUUUUCAAAUCUGCGAGUUCAACAAUUAUCAAAAUGAAAAUUGAAUAAAUUUUGAAUUUUUUUUUCGUUGUUUGUUUGUUUACUCGUUGCUAUAGUCUCUUCUCAAUAAUACGUGGCCGUUUAUCCAACCGUUUGAAUUUGAAUUUGUUUUGAAUGAAGUAUACGCAAAUAUUUACCUAUUUCUUUUUCAAUAAUAAUCAAAUAAUCAAAUUUUCUUUUUUCAACCCUAGAAAUACUGGAAAAAAUUAAAAUAAUCGCGUCCAAUUCGUAUCAUUAUUUCAUUUCAUGUGUUCGCGAAUUUUACUUGAUCGAUAGGUACAUUUUGAGAUCGUAAAAUAUGAUCGCGGACGCUGUCGUGUGUAGAUAAUUUUACUCGGCUGUCGAUAGAAUUUAUGUUUUGAUGUGAUGUGAUAAUCCAAAUGUUAAGUAUCUACGGUUUUACGCGAUGAUGUGAAAUAAAAUAAAUGAUUAUUAUGAUAAAAAAAAUUAAAUAAAUCGUCGUAUUAUGAGAGAAAUAAUUACGCUUCAGAUUGGACAGUGUGGAAAUCGCGUUGGCCAAAAAUUUUGGGAAGUCAUAUCAGAUGAACAUGGUAUAGGACCUGAUGGCUUAUAUUACGAUGACCAACCGCCUCAAUUGCAAAGGAUAUCCGUGUAUUAUAGAGAAGCAUUCGAUGGCAGAUACGUCCCUCGAGCAGUACUCACCGACUUGGAAGCAGGCGUUUUAGAUUCGAUACAAUCAGAAACAUGCGGACCAUUAUUCAAUACAAAUAAUUUCAUAUCUGGCGUGGCCGGAGCGGCUAAUAAUUAUUCGAAAGGUCACUACAUCGGAGGCCCAGAAUUAUUAGAACACGUGGUCGAAAUAAUUCGAGGGGAAGUCGAAUAUAGUGAUUCGCUUCAAGGGUUUCAACUUGUGCAUUCGCUCGGAGGUGGAUCUGGAUCCGGGUUUGGGUCACUUGUGAUGUCGAAAAUCAAAGAAGAUUUUCCCGAUUGUGUUUUAAAUAAUUAUUCCAUCAUACCGUCUCGUAAAGUAUCAGACGUCGUAGUCGAACCGUACAACACGAUGUUAUCCUUAAGACACCUUCUAGAAUACUCAGACGCGACAUAUUGUAUCGAUAACGAAGCAUUAUUCAACAUAAGUUACAACAUAUUACGAGAAAGCAAACCGCUGUACAGCGAUUUAAAUCACUUGAUAUCGAUAUCGAUGUCCGGAAUCACGACUUGUUUCCGAUUUCCAUCCGAGUUAAACUCGGAUCUACGUAAACUAGCCGUGAACAUGGUACCAUUUCCUCGACUACACUUUUUCAUACCCGGAUUUACACCUUUGACGGCUCGAGCUAUCGACUUCAGACGUACAAAUUUACCAAUCAAAGAACUAACCAAAGGUAUCUUCGACCCGAACAACAUGCUAGUAGCUUGCGACCCCAGAUCCGGAAGAUAUCUAACGGUGGCGGUGAUUUUUCGAGGUAUGUUAUCGGUGAAAGAAGUCGAAGAAGAGAUGGGCGAUAUGCAGGAGAAAAACAAAAUGUAUUUUGUCGAAUGGCUGACGAACAAUUUGAAGAUAUCUAUUUGCGAUAUACCUUCGAGAGGAUUAUCCGAAUCGGCAACCAUUGUAGGUAACUCGACCAGUAUACAAGAGGUAUUUAAACGAGUUUUAGAACAAUUUGUCACCAUGUUUCGAAGGAAAGCUUUUAUUCAUUGGUAUACCGGCGAAGGAAUGGAAGAAGAUGAAUUCGCAGCCGCCAAAGAUGCUGCGGCUGAACUGAUCGCCGAGUAUGAACAACAUCAAGAUGCGUAUAUGUAAGGAUUAUUAUGUCUAGUUUUUUGGUUUCUCAUUGCGUUAUUGAUUGCCUGGCAUAUGGGCACC
This is a messenger RNA of Planococcus citri (citrus mealybug), 1885 nucleotides long. RefSeq names its product tubulin beta-1 chain-like. The record is from RefSeq and is a predicted model, not a curated record. The coding region runs from base 527 to 1822 and encodes 431 amino acids. The transcript is spliced from 5 exons. NCBI's taxonomy places the organism in Eukaryota, Metazoa, Arthropoda, Insecta, Hemiptera, Pseudococcidae. Gene Ontology annotation, biological process: mitotic cell cycle; microtubule cytoskeleton organization. Gene Ontology annotation, cellular component: cytoplasm; microtubule. Gene Ontology annotation, molecular function: GTP binding; structural constituent of cytoskeleton; GTPase activity.